Plutella xylostella (diamondback moth) is the source of this 2829-nucleotide messenger RNA. RefSeq lists its product as uncharacterized. The record is from RefSeq and is a predicted model, not a curated record. Lineage: Eukaryota; Metazoa; Arthropoda; Insecta; Lepidoptera; Plutellidae.
CUUUACAAAAAAGGCAGGAUUGGGGUUCGAUUGUUUCAUUUCUUAUUUUAAGCAUGAAUCGGUAAAAUACACAGAUUAUUAACUAAGAGAAAAAAAAAUCAUAAAAACAAACAUGGCGUCACCGAGCGUCAUCGAAUUUGUUUAGUUUUUAGAACUUGCUAAAUUCUCACAAUAAUGAGAAUUAGACUGAAAUCGACUAUAGCUAUUUAAUAAUCAUAGAAAAAGGAUUAUGUGGUCGCGGCUGGGCCAGCGGCGCGUGGAUGUGCGGUGCGGUGCAGCGGGUCGCGGUUCGGGCGCGGGCAUGAUAGCGCGCGGCUCGCUGCUAUGAGCGGCGGCGGCGGCGGCGCGCCGGCACGCUACGUGUCCGUGAGCGAGCUGUACUCGGCCGACGAGGUGGAGCUGCUGCUGGAGGAGAUCCGCGAGCUGGAGCCGACCAGCUGCCGCGGCGAGGACCUGGCGGACUGCGAGAUCGCGGGCAGCGGCGCCGCGCGCUCGCCCGCGCCCACGGAGCGCUCGUGGGACUCGCACGCACACUACGCGCGCGCGCCGCCGCCGCCCGCCGCCCGCGCCGUGCCGCUGCACUGCCGCCUGCACUACCUGCUGGAGCGCGACGGGCUGCUCACGCUGCUCAUCAUCGUGCUGGGGCUGUCGUGUGCGGGGUGCGUGUGGGCGGUGGCGGGGCUGCGCGGGCGGGUGCCCGGCGCGCGCGCCCGCCUGCUGCUGCUGGGCGGCUUCUCCUCCGCGCUGCUGCACUCCGCGCUCUUCGUCAUGCACCUCACACACCUCACGCAGGUGCUGCCGCUGCGCUGGGACAAGCUUGCGAUGUGGACGGGGCUGUGGAGCGGCGGCGCGCAGCUGGGCGGCGCGCUGGCGCUGCUGGCCGCGCUGCUGUUCAGCGACGAGUACCAGCGCGCCGCGCCGCAGCCGCGCGCGCUGCUCUACUCCGCCGUGGGUCUGGGCAUGUGCGGCGCGGGCGUGUGCCUGUUCGUGGCGGCGGGCGUGCUGGCGGCGUGCGCGGCGGCGGCGCGGGCGCGCGCGCUGCCCACGGCCGCCUACCGCGCCGUGCCGCCGCCGCCCGCCCACGACGACCGCUUAUAGUGACCGCCCACACGCACAGGACGCUCUCAGUGCAGUGACUGCAGGCCACGACUAGCGCACAACCGAGCGGCCUCACUGAAGCCGCACUAAGCUGUGAAAAGCCCAAGGAAAGAGUUAUAUCUAAUUAAUGUUUAGAAAUGUAUGGAUAAAAUGAGCUGUAGUAGAUAACACUAGGGCCGGCCGAGUCCCAGGGAGGCCUCGCUGUUGUCCGAGACAAUACUUAAUUCAGAUGGUCCGAUACUGCAUCGUCCGAACGAAGUUAUCGGAGUCAACGUUAUGACUAAUGAUGCUCUGACUCGGAGUGCUGUGACUUGCAGUUACCAACGUAGUAGCGGCGGUGUAUUCAGGCUGCUCUAUGGUCAGUGUACGGAGCUUCGCUCGGACGGCGCGCACAUUAGGUGUUGUAAGUUUCCAAUUGACUUGAUAUAAAACUGCCAUUCGACUUCUGUCUGUCACGUCCAUUACUUGGUCUAGUCCACGAUCUCACGCUAGUUGUAUAAUUUCGCGAGCGGUGGACGUCGCAAGAUGAUUCCUCGUGUAGUUUUGAGCACAAAUUAGGUUAUGUUUGGUCUGAUAGGGAUUUUUAUAGACAGAUUUUAUACGAAGUUGUUGAUUGUCCUUGAUCCGUUGAGUCCAGCGCGUCCUCUUGUCCACGUUAUUAUAUAUUUUGAUCAGUGAACUAAAGUAAUUAUUACAGUUAUACACAAAUGUAAGCAAAGGGUAAAUGUCUAACUACGAUAAGCAUAAUAUUUAGCGUUACGUGAAGUGCGGUCGCACCGCUUGUACGGUCUGAGUGCGACUUGUUCAUUAUUCAUUAAUUAUUAUAGAUAAAUGUAUGGAAGAGUCUCGAGGUAUAAUAGCACGUUGUUGUAGGAGAUAGUGUUAUACAGUUAGUCAGACCGCAGCCCGCGACCGCCGCCCGGGCCGCCGCCGCCGCCGCCGCCGCGGGUCAGCAUAGAUGUCUGUGCCGUUCACACCAUUCGCAUGUCAGCAACCACUAUUGGAGUAAUGCCAGUAACCCAAUCCCAAGUCAUGGAAAUUAAGCAAAUGUUUUGGAAUGUAGCUAGCUAAAGGGCUAGCACGGGGCGCAUUUAAGAUGUGACAAAAGUUCUCCGUCGCGCUCGCUCGUGAUGUGAGUGAGCGCGAUGCAAAACUUUUGUCACAUCUUAAUUAAGCCCCGUGCUAGCAAUUCUGGUGUGGGCUGGCGAUGGCGCGGCGGCUCCCCGCCCCCUCUCCCCCCGCAGGCCACCGUCGACGUGACUCCGCGUCGCGUCAUACAUAUCACAGCCACGUUGCCGACCUCUCACUACACGCACCAACAACUACCUGGAAUUGAGAAUCGUGUACGCUUUCCCUCACUGUUGUAUCAUACUUAACUAUUUUGUAAAUAUUUAUUUUCUAAACUGACCAAAAAUUGAAAGCACCUUCUCACAUUAUGAUUGAUAUACCACUUGUUGUCCGACACGUUAUCUUCCAGUGCGUAUGUUUUACAUUGAUGAUUGUUUCAGGCAGUCCGCUUCUGUACUCGUCACUUUGUCUAGUCAUGUACAUUGUAUGUACAAUACCUGCGUAUUUACUUCGAUGUAUUUAUUGUAUAUUUUCUCGAGGACAUUGUAAAGUCUACUCCAUAGGUACCACCGGUGUUUAUAAUGUUUGAUCUCAGUCAAGAUUGUGCGAACGAUUUUUACUUUAAAAUUUUAAUAAUAAAUUAAUAUAUGGUUUUUAUACAAA